AUGUGGGCAAGCUGCUGUAACUGGUUUUGUCUGGAUGGCUCACCCGAGGAGAUGCAGCCACAGCCAGGAGCCAGAGCCCAGGCCUACUCCAACCCAGGGUACAGCUCCUACCCAUCCCCCACCGCUGCCGAGCAGAGCUGCAAGGCCUGCGGGGUGCACUUUGACAGCUCCUCCAGCAAGCACAUCUGCCUGGACUGCAAGAAGAACUUUUGCACAUCCUGCUCAAGCCAGCCUGAAGGUGGCCCUCUGCUCUGCCACCUGUGCCAGCGCUUCCGAGCCACAGCCUUCCAGCGGGAGGAGCUGCUGAGGAUGAAGGUGAAGGAGCUGCGGGACUACCUGGCCCUGCGCGAGGUCUCCACAGAGCUGUGCCGGGAGAAGGAGGACCUGGUGCUCCUGAUCCUGGGCUUGCAGCCUGGCAUCACCCAGGAGGAUCAGAGGAGAACAAACCCAUUCACUGCUAGUGCCUCUGGACAGCAAGGCUUUGCGGUUCUCCCAGCGGCCAGCACAGCCUCUCCUACCUCACACGGCGCAGCUGCAGUGUCUGCAGAGCCCACCUCGAGCUCAGGAGCUCAGGAGCAGGUACAGCCUCCAGCCAGAGGUGGCGUUGCAUGUGAAGAGGAGGAGAAAGUUGUUUUUGAGAAUGCAGCAGAAGCACCAGCAGAGGAGGAGGCACAGUCAACUGACUCAGAGGACAACCUGGUGCAGGGCAGGAAGGCUUCUCUGUCUGACCUGAGCAGCAUCACAGACAUCCAUGCGCUCUCGGUGCGGCAGCUGAAGGAGAUCCUCGCUCGCAACUUUGUCAACUACAAAGGCUGCUGUGAGAAGUGGGAGCUGCUGGAGAGGGUGACUCGUCUGUACAAGGAGAAAGACCUUCAGCACCUGGUUUCUGACACUGAUGAUCAAACUGGUGGUGCUGGGCUCCCUGGCGUGGAGGAGAACCUCUGCAAGAUCUGCAUGGAUGCAGCCAUCGACUGUGUGCUGCUGGAAUGCGGGCACAUGGUGACGUGCACCAAGUGCGGGAAGCGGAUGAGCGAGUGCCCCAUCUGCAGGCAGUACGUCGUCAGGGCUGUCCACGUCUUCAAGUCCUGAGGCUGCUCCAGGAGGACUGGUGAUGCCUUCAAGCCUCAUCUGCUCUUAGGGACAUGGUCAACGUUGCUACAGUUAGGUCAGAGAUAGGCACA
Molecule: messenger RNA, 1181 nt
Organism: Indicator indicator
Lineage: Eukaryota; Metazoa; Chordata; Aves; Piciformes; Indicatoridae
Gene: RFFL
Product: ring finger and FYVE like domain containing E3 ubiquitin protein ligase
Exons: 7
Coding region: 1-1089 (362 amino acids)
Biological process (GO): negative regulation of extrinsic apoptotic signaling pathway via death domain receptors; protein K48-linked ubiquitination; proteasome-mediated ubiquitin-dependent protein catabolic process
Cellular component (GO): plasma membrane; cytoplasm
Molecular function (GO): ubiquitin protein ligase activity
Source: RefSeq, a predicted model, not a curated record